AUGGCUACCACACUCUCGUUCCUGUCCGGUCUGCUCGUCCUGCUCUACCUCUCCACCUUCGUCGUCUUCGCCCUCCUCCGCAUCGUCACGGGCAUCUCCAUUCAGCGCCUGGGGUGGUACGGUCUGCGCCGCAUAUCUUUCACCCCCAAAGACGGCAUCCGCCUUGACCUCCGCGGCCUGAGGAUAUCGCUACAUCGCCCAACCUUCGCCCAGCCCACCUAUGUCAGCCUCGUUCUCGAAGAGCUCAAGGUCUCGGUCGACCUCAACAAGUUGGGACCAACCCCGCCCAAAGCCUCAGCGUCGAAACCUCACGCGAAUGGAUCGUUGUCACACACAAAGGAGGGAGACAAGGCAAAGGGGGAAUUCAAGAAGGGACACAAGAGGAGCAGGACCUGGCAGAAGCUGACGGAGACAAAGGAGCAGAUAAAAAAGUUGCACAGGAAGCUCGACUACAUCCGUUUGUUUGACGUGGUCGCGACCUCGACGUCGCUGGUCAUCCAGGAUGUCGGCACCAUCCAGGUUGCUCAGUUCACCGCUGCCGUCGACACCAGGAGGAAGAUGGUCGACCGCAGCCGGCUGUUCCAGCACAGGCGCGCCAAGUCCGAGCAGCAAAGCCCUGCGGAAUGGAUCUUUACUGUUCGGAAUAUCCUCUUCAGCCCGGAAGGCCAGGAGUCUACCGAGAUUUUGGACCACCUCACGCUUAAUGUCCACGGAUUGUUGUACAAAGAAUUGGACGGACUACGUGACGCUACUAUUGCCCUCAAGUUGGGACGCUUUAAUGUGCCAUUUGAUGAUAUCCACACAUGCUUAGAGAGGGUCAAGGAGAAAAAGAAAACAGACGUUAGCAAUGAGGCUGCAGGGAAGGGCGCUCGCUAUUCAUUAAAUGAUGUGAUGGAAGAGUUGGAACGUCCAGGGAGCCGCGAUGAGGAAAUCGUGCAGACUGUCUCGGAUUCUAAGGAGUUUGCCAGUUCGCUCCUGCGUGGAAUCCAGGAGAUCCAGUUUGCUGUCAGCUUCUUCGGCGUGACAAAGCGGAUUCGGGACGGAAGCACCAAGGAAAGCCCGGUCUUCCUGAACAUGUCCAUGAAGGAGUUUGGAUUUGACCUUCUUCGUCUGGAUCCGCGGAGCCCGGCACACCUCAUGUAUUUCGCGCCUCACGACAUUGCCCACCAGGCGCUCAUCGCAGCCAUUGCGAUAUCUGUGGGAAUUGACCACGGGCAGGACCAUCCGGAAAGGCUUCUGUACAUCCCCAUGGCGACCAUGACACUCAAGACCACGCUUCCCUCGAAAACCAUCCAGAUCGACCGCGAAAGAGACGUCACUGAACGCAACACCAACAUUCUGUUUGCCAACUUUGUUGUCACUUCUCCGUCCCUGGAUCUUGACCCGAGGCAUCUGCCUUUAAUACUCGCACUACUGCAGACUUCAGGCCGUAAGAAGGCUCCAAAGCGGGACCCACACGACACUCGGCAUAUUGCCUCUCGCUUAUUGCCCAAAGCAAACAUCAAGUUCUCUAUUCAUGAGCCUGUCAUCAGAGUUACUCUGCCUCCGCUGCAGCCCGACAAGAAAGACAGCGGUGAAUUCGAUCUGUUGAUCUCCAACAUGUCGUCUGUAUCUCUGGAUUUGGAAUCCUCGCAUUCAGCCGGAGGAGAGCUGCACUAUUCCCUGUCAUCUUUCUUCCGUCUGGCUUCUCACGAGCUCUACUAUCAGACAGCUUCCGGUGAGAAGCAUAAUCUUCUCGUUACGGACGCGACGGAGUUCAAGGUUCAACUAGAUGCCUCACCUGAGGUGUCGGUUGUGGUUGGCCUGAAUUUCGAAACGUUCAACAUCUUCAUGGUCCGUCCGGAGAUUAGCGAAGGUGUGCGCCAGAUCGUCGCUCAAUUGCGUACAUACGAGGCGUCCAAAGCGGGUAGAUCUUCGUCGAAGAACAAGCCGAAUUUCUUACGGAAAUUGCCGAAGUGGCUCACCCAUUUCCAGGUGCAGGGAGCCGAUUUCAACGUGGAAGUUGCCGGUAUCGAUCAUGAUGUUUCGGAGCAUUCCCGCGGCUGUGCACUGCAUUUGGAUUCGUGGUCGGCAGAGUACAAGGCUGACAAGACGGAGGAUGCUGGAUCGCGGAUUUCGCGGCGUAGGAUGACCAGCAGAACGGUGCCCACCGAAUCUCAGUUGAGAGCGUCGUCCCCAUACUCGCCUCCGUCAUCGCCAGCGCCGCGUAAAAGAAACCUCACCGAGACCGACGGCAGGCGCUUGGCAAUCCACAUUGCAGGGUUGGAAGGGUUCGUCAUCGAAUCUUCUGAUUCCAGAGAAGAGGAGUCCUUCCUCAGACUGCCACGCUUCGAGGUGGCAUUCACUACUUCGACCGAUAUCCAAGGACCAGUUUUCCAUGUCAACGCUUUCGCUCAGAGUCUUUUCGUUCACUACUCUUUAUACAGACACUUUGCGAUUGGCGUUGCCUUGAUGGUGUUGCAAAGAGCCUUUGUGAAGCAGUACGCCGAUCGAGACUUUGCUGGUCCUACUCCUGCAGCACCACGGACACAUCAGAGACAUUUGACGGUGCCGGAUGCCUCCGAAGCCGCCGAUACUGUGUCAACAACGCCGGCUGCACCCUCAAAGCCGGAAAUUGUUACGCUGGACUUCCGUGUCGCGUUCAUCCAAGCCAAAGCCACCAUGCCUGGUGACCCUCCGUUGAUGCUCCAGAUCCAAGGCUUUGAUGCAGGACGUCACAGAUGGGCGUCACCAUUCGCUCGUGCCAAGAUGCUCCGCUUGUACACCGAGGCUCCCGGUCUCAAGAGGGUCUGGGCUCGUAUGGUCAGCAUCAAGGGGCUUCGCGUCGACCUCAGAUCCUCAAGGCGCAAGAUCGGCGCCACCGUUACUGAAGAGAAGUCCAUUGAUGUUGCAACAGAGGCUGUUCGCAUCGCCGUGCCACACCAACUGGUCGUCCACCAUAUCUUUGACAACAUCACGAACACCAUCAAGACCGUUGAGCAGCUUCACCAUCGCUUCAAGACCCAGUCCAACGAGUACGUCCUGGAAAAGCCGCCGGAGGGUCCGAAGAAAGUGCCGAGAAUCUCUAUUCGCAGCCAGGCCCUCCUGUUUGAGAUCGAGGAAGGUGGAUUUGAAUGGAAGCUUGGAACCAUCUUCCGACUCGGUAUGCUCGAGCAGAGGCAGAGACUUGCGAGAGAGGAAGCGUUCGAAAUCAAAGCCAGAAAGCUUGCAGAAAGCGAUGUACGCCGUGGUAACACCAGCAAUCGGGCGAGAUCUGCACACCCUCGUGGGCGCAGUGCGCAAAGACGAGACCCUGAUGUGGGACGAAAGAGCCAAAGUGCUGACCGUGAGUCACGCAUUACAUCUCCCCCAGAGCGUGGGCGCGGUAUGCGUUACGACGUGGACGGUACGGCAGAACUGGACGACACUGCGAGAAUCCACAUCGAGCAAGCCCGCGAAAAGUUGAACAGGCUUCACGCGCAGAGCUGGAAGAGAAGGAUCGACCAAGGCCUGAAGUUCCAAAACACAGCUGUCAAAGACAUCCGCUCCAUGUUCUGGGGUAUCGACGAUAUGCCCGAGGAGCCCGAGCAAACCGAGACCAUUCUGGCGAUUCCUCAGCGACCUGCGCUGUUGGCCUUCCUGCUCAGCGACCUGAACUUCAUUGUCGAUAAACCGAGCUUCCCCAUUUCAGAAUUGCCCGCUUAUCUGAACCGGAUUGGGAAGGGCAUGCCUUUCGACAUGCAAUACUCAUUGCUCAUUCCCAUGAAUGUCCAGAUCAACGCGGGCGAGGCUCGUUUGACUCUGAGAGAUUACCCUCUUCCGUUCGUCCACGUGCCUGCAAUCCGUUCUGGACAAUCUGCCCGUAUCCCUAGUCUGUCUCUCAAGACCGACUUUGUCAUUGCCGAAGAAUACAGGGAUAGAGAAUCCAGCCGGUUGCUCGAUGUCGAGGUUGUACCUCCGGAGAUUUCGGAGUCGGGAGAGAAGAGCGGUGGCUUUUCCGUCAGCGUCCGCCGUACCAUCGCCCCGGUCAAGACAUACUCGGAUAUGAAGGUGGAGGUCAACACGAAUUACCCGACAAGAAUCACGUGGGGCACUUCAUACCAGCCUGCCAUUCAGGAUAUGAUGCAAGUCAUCGAAGGUUUCUCCAAGGCAGCGAUGGAUCCUUCCGACAAGGUUGGUUUCUGGGACAAGAUCAGACUGUCCUUCCACUCGAAGAUCAAUAUUGCAUGGAAGGGCGAUGGAGACGUGCAUGUCAUUCUCAAGGGAUCCCGUGAUCCUUACAAGGUCACUGGAGACGGCGCUGGCUUCACUCUCUGUCUGCGAAACGAUGUUCAGCUGAAUAUCUGCCAAGAGGAUGAUCCGAAGAAAUUCCUCACCGUGGACAGCGGAGUCGCCAUUUUCGCUGUUCCAGACUUGAGCCACUAUGCACGUAUGGUGGAGCAAGAAGAGUCCGACUCGGAAAGCAUCAUCAGCGGUUCCAGCUUCAAGCAAGGGGCUUCGUUCCGGAAGACGGCAAUGAAGCUUUCUGGAAACGUCAGGGUGAUGAUCGGUCUUGUGUUCGAGCGUGAGGACAAUGGCAAACGUUCGUUCGAUUUCGGACCCCAUUACGACGUCAUUCUCAAACAUCCGGAUUACGCCAAGCCGUUCGAGGGCAAGGAAUACGAUGCGUUUAGAGACUUCCGCAGUCAUCACAUCCACAUGUCCGUGGCCAUUGCUGCUCCGCACGACAGGGACUGGUCGGUCGCAAAUACCAAGGCUUCUUCGAACUACAACAGUGUCCACCUCACGCCCAGAUUCUUCAGCCAUUUCUACAGCUGGUGGUCGUUGUUCUCCGGCGCCAUGUCUCUGCCAGUCCGACAAGGACCUCUCUGGCCGGGUGUGGAGAAGUCUGGCAAGAAAUUCGGCCGUCAUCUUGCUACUAUCAAGUUCAGCAUCCUUUUAUCGCCGCUUUACCUGAGCCACAUUUACAAGCACAAGGAUCCUGACGACUAUGGCAAGAAUGUGGUAUCUGCAACCGGAUUGAAGGCCCGACUCGACAGCUUUAUGGUCGAUAUCCAUAUGCGACGGGAGGAGUUCAGAACGUCAGCGCAAAAUGCAAACAAGCCGGCUACAACCACGGGAAUUCGCAUCAACCAGGUUCAACUGGAUUUCAUCUCGGCAGAUAUUCGAGCUGUCGCAGCGACCAUCAACGGCGCUGAGCAAAGUGACAUUGAAGAGGCUACGGAAGAGACUCUGGCUUCCUACCAGAAUCAAGACGAUCCUCAAGUUGAUCUUUCGAAGUUCACCAUUCCUGACAAUGACCUCUCAUGGGUCGACAUGGAUGACUUCGUCGAGCUGGAUUGGAUCCUUCCAUCCGAAAGUAACCCUGAGACCAAGAUUCUUCCUCUUGCUUGCAUGCCUCGCUUCACCUACUUCCGCCAAACGGAUCACCAGGACAACAUCUCUGGCGACCCGCACAGAUCCAGUCCCUUCGGAAACGAGCCGACGCACUACUGCGUCAUGUCGAAGGAAAACGAUCCUCGUCGUGUCCAGUGCAACCUGAUUUCAGAUCGUCUCAAGAUAGUCCUUGAGCAGAUUGAGCAAAGCCAACGCGAUAUCGGUGAGCAGCAACUCAGGAUCCUUCGGUCUACCAGUGAGGACGAUUGGGAGCUUGAAGAGAGGUUGGGCGUUUACCAGCACCACCACGAAAAUCUCAAGAGGAAGCGCGACAUUCUUCAGUCCAUGCACACUAGUUUGAUCAAUCGCCUGGAACGGGAUGAUCGAUCGGCUGUCCCGCGAUCUGAGGGCGACGACCAAUACCUUGAGGCUCCAGAGAUGUACGAUGCUACCGACAAGGACACGAAGGGAGUUGACGCGACGCCUCUUGCGGAUUACAUCAGCGACUUCAACAACCGUUUCGUGAUCCACAACGCUCAGGUGAAGUGGAAUAACGCUCUCAGGAACAUCAUUCUUCGCUAUGUCCAUCAAGUCAGCCAACGCCGCGGUUUCGUCUACUACAUGUCGAGAAGAGCAGUCAAAUUCAUUCUUGACAUCGCCGAGGAGCAGAACAAAGCGGAAGAAACGCCACAAACGCCUGAAAUGAGACCACGAACCACGUCGACGCCGUUAUCGCCUCAAGCUGAUGAUGACAUGGAUGUCAAAGACCGCAUACAGCAGCUGCUUGAAGAUGGCAAGAAGUUCGUCAACGCAAACGAUCCUGAGCCGGCCAACGAGGACUCAUCGAAGCCGAAUGCGGACAAUGCCAAUGAAGAUAUCGCACAGGAGUUCACUGCACAAAAUGCAUACCACGUCCGUCUCAUCGCACCCCAGAUCCAACUGCAGAGCGAGAAGAACCCGAAGUCGGCUGUCCUGGUCACUGCAAAGGGUAUGCAGCUCAAGGUCAUCGAGGUCAUGGACAAGGACAAUGUCGAAGACGACGUCAGCGGUCUCGUUCAGCGUCGUUUCUCUGCUGCCAUGGACAGCCUGCAGAUCUUUGUCACCAGUACGAAGACUUUCUCGACCGAAUAUCUGCACAUGUACUCCGGCAACACGUAUGGAACUGCUGCGGGAACUUCUUGGCCACCAUGGGUGCCUUUCGAGGUCAUGUUCGAGUUCGACACGAAUCCCUACGGCUUCUCAAGGGUCGUGCAGAGAACUUCGGCCAGCUUGAGAUACGACAAGUACAACACGCUGCGUCUCAAGUACAACGAAGAUGUCAGUGGCGAGGAUCCUGGCGAUGUGAACUGCAUCGAUGGCACGGAAAGUCGCGUUGACCAUCUCUGGGUUGAGUUCCCCCACGUGCGCGCUGUCUGCGACUCCAUGCAGUACUACGCCGUGUACAUCAUCGUCCUUGAUCUGCUCCUGUACAGUGAACCUCUUGAGAGACAACGGAACGAGAAGCUCGAGAAGAUCAUGCUCGCGUCUGACUUCAGCGAUCUCGACGGUGCACCAGAGCUCGUCAUCUCCCUUCAGGAACGGAUCAACCAGCUCGAGGAAAUCAAGACUCGCUUCCAAAUCCACGAACAGUACCUCGACCGUGAGGGAUGGAAGAACCGCAUCGAGCUGGAGAGACUGCUGUCUGAAAACGAAGAGGAGCUGUUCUUCAUGAUGAAGGCCAUCACGACUGCUCAGCGGAAGAGCGAAGACCGUACUACCGAGGCCACGCAACCCACAGGACUCCUUCGCUACCUCAUUACCGCCUCGGAAAUUGUCUGGCAUCUGGUCCGUGAAGGCAAGGAAUCUCUUGCCGAGGUUCAGCUCGGAAAUGCAUCGUUCGACCGCACUGACAACAGCGAUGGUUCAAACCUCAAUUCUCUGGAGGUUGAGCGCAUUCAUGGUCUGAACUUGCUGCCAGAAGCCGUUUACCCUGAGAUGAUCGCGCCGUACUUGGAUGAGAAGGCGACAGCUGGUGAUGGCAGGGAUACCAAGAUGCUUCGCAUCCACUGGUACAUGCUUGAGGCUAUUGCCGGUAUCCCGGUCAUGGAUCACUUCGAGGUUAACGUCUUCCCUCUCAAGGUCCAGCUCGAACACGAGAUCGGCAAGAAGCUUUUCGAGUACAUUUUCCCUGGAGUGGAAUCCAAUGCGUUCGAUGAGGGUGACUUCUCGCCCUUCAUGGUCAAGCAAAUGCUCCCUGCGGAAGAGGGACAGAAUGGUGAAGGUGAAGGAGAGUCUCCGAUUGGCCAAGCUUCCCCUGAGGUUCCUACCGGCCCACAGUCGCACCGCGCCUCCAUUGAUGGAUCGGGCCCUGGCGCAUUGGAGCUGCGCCUGCAGCCGACGCUUGCGCUUCCUGAUGAAGUCCGUCCGAAAUCGUCGUCUGGUUUGUCUUCUCGCAAGGGCAAAGAGGGCGGUGGAGGUCUGGACUUUGCAUCUUUCAAGAUGUUCGAUGCAUCCAGCCGUGCCGGUACGAGCCUGUUUAGAAACCUGCAUACUUCGGCUGGUCCCAAGGAUACUUCGGAUACUCUCACCAUCAACAAUGGACGCCCUUCGAGCCGCCGGUCUUCUGCAACUAAACUGAGCGGCACGAACGAGGAGAAGUCGAAGAACCGCUUCGCGAUGACGCGCGCUCCGAGCUCGAACAGGAAAGAGAAGUCACAGGCGGACGACAUCAGCCAGAUGAUGAAGCGCGCAUCCAACUACAUGACGUUCGCGUACAUCAAGAUCCCCAGCAUGGUGCUGUGCCUCAGCUACAAGGGCAAGGGCAACCGCAACUUCGAGGACAUCCACGACCUCGUCUUCCGCAUGCCGACCAUGGAGUACCGCAACAAGACGUGGUCGAACCUCGACCUGGCCAUGGCGCUCAAGAAGGACGUCAUCCGCGCGCUGGUGUCGCACACAGGCGCCAUCCUCAACAACAAGUUCUCGCACCACCGCCCCAAGGAUAAGGGCCGCUUCAAGCAGAUCACGAACCCGUCGAUCCUGCUCAACACGAACGGCGGCGGUGGCAGCGGCGACGCGUCGGCGACGACGAGCGACAAGGACAGCCUGCGCGACCGCAGCCCGGGUGACACGUCGUCGGCGGCCGACGAGCCGCGGCGCAGCUUCACGUCGGGCCGCGAGAGCCAGCUCAGCCACGCCGACUCGUACAGCUCGAGCGCACGCAGCGUAACGGGGGCGACGUGGACGAACGGUACCCCCGGCGGCUCGGGCAGCAACCUCGUGGCCAGCAGCGCGCGGUCGAUGAUCGAGGACCCGGGCAGCUUCGCCGACGAGCUGUCGCAGGUGGAUGACAGGGACACGGCGAGCAUCAGGCAUGGCCCCAACACGCUGCAUCGCGCCAUCACGGCCAUGAGCUCGCGCUCGCGCGAGAAGGAGCUGGAUGAGACGGAGGAGGUGAAUCGGAUGAAGAGUCGGUUGUUGCUUGGCAAGAAGUUUGCGAGGGCGUUGGGGCAGCAGAAGGGGGGUGAUGGGGGGAGGUAG
This is a messenger RNA of Lasiodiplodia theobromae, 8874 nucleotides long. RefSeq lists its product as uncharacterized. The record is from RefSeq and is a predicted model, not a curated record. Lineage: Eukaryota; Fungi; Ascomycota; Dothideomycetes; Botryosphaeriales; Botryosphaeriaceae. Bases 1 to 8874 code for a protein of 2957 amino acids. The transcript has a single exon.